AAAUCACAAAUUCACAAACCCUAAACCCUAAAGCUCAGUGCUUUUUAGCUUGAAAGAAGAAGAAGAGGAAAAUGGAGCAAGGAACCUUAUUGGACGAAGCUCUCGGGUCUCUCCAUCUCAGUGGUUGCGUUGUUCUCCUCGAAGACUGCGUCGAGACCAGUGCCACUUUCGUCCUGCACCACAUUCUCAAGCGCUCUCUUUCUCAGCCUCCUCACUCCUCCAACGUCUUCGUUUUUGUUGCCUUCGCUCACCCCUUCUCUCACUACGAUCGGAUCCUCCGAAGACUGGGUUGCAACUUAGUUGUGCAAAGGGACAAUAACAGAUUCUUUUUCUUUGACGUGCUUGUGGAUUGCCCAGAUGGUGAAGAAGGAAAAAACAGUGAUGGUGGACUUGUUGCUUUGUAUGGGAAAAUCCAAAAGACUAUAAGUGCCUUACCUCAAGAGAACAAGAACUGUAUCACUGUCAUGAUUGAUGAUAUCUCUCUGAUGGAGGUGGCUGCUAAGGGAUCUACAAAUCUUGUUUUAGACGUUCUUCAUUACUGCCACACUUUAGUAUCAGAAUUUGGUUGUUCCUUAGUCAUGCUCAAUCAUGACGAUAUAUAUUCAGACACGGUGAGGCCCUCCCUUAUUUUACAGAUGGAGUAUCUAGCAGACAUUCUGAUAAGAGCAGAACCAUUGGCCACUGGUUUGGCAUCAGACGUGCAUGGGCAAUUGACAGUCCUGAACAGUGGGAAGGAGAGAUCAAGAAACAAGCUGUCUAAUUUCCAAUUCAAAGUAAAGGAAAACAGUGUCGAAUAUUUCUAUCCUGGAAGCAGGACUUGAAGACCAUUUAUGCUUGAGGAAUUUCAAAUUGUGGGUGAACAUAGCAAUUGAGGCUCCCAAGUAAUGAGGAGUUUACCUGCUCACUAGGGUUCUGUACUAUCAUGGAGACUCUUGUCCCUUCGUAAUGAUACUCGGAGAUCCAACUACAACAAGACAAGUAGUUUGAUACAAUUGCUUUGUUACUUUGAAGGCUGUAACUCUAAUUUUAUAAUGGAAAUGCUUAGAAUUUUCUUUUCUCA
Molecule: messenger RNA, 1060 nt
Organism: Prunus avium (sweet cherry)
Lineage: Eukaryota; Viridiplantae; Streptophyta; Magnoliopsida; Rosales; Rosaceae
Product: elongator complex protein 6-like
Biological process (GO): tRNA wobble uridine modification
Cellular component (GO): elongator holoenzyme complex
Source: RefSeq, a predicted model, not a curated record